CUCACCGAGGACCGGCAAACCACGUUUAUCAGAGCCACAAGGUCUAAAAUGGUCAGCCAGACCAAGGAUUCGAAUCGGCGGGACGGACGCGAGGAGACGGAGGGGGGUUAGCGGCGUUUGUGUUGCGUGGAGGUAUCGGUACUUGGUGGGUUGGGGGAAAAGGUGAGAGCGUCAGAGAUGGGAUGAAUGCAGUGCCGUCGGUCAGUCAAUCUGGUCUGUUGUAGGCUGAUUGGCUGAUGUAUGCUGUUGUUGCUGCUUUUUAACUUUCUCUUCGCUGUCGCUUCUAAUGAUAAUGAGGCUGGCUUGAUUGCCAAGCAACGGCGGAUGCUGCUCGUGGUAGCGGAUGAGGGAAAAGAGAAAAAUCCAAGUAAACAGCUGGCAGACAACUGCUGUAAGUGGUGGUACUUGGCUGCGAGGUAUUGCCUCUUCAACGCUGCAGUGUGUCCGUUGGUACUUGUACAGCAGAUUGAGCAGCAGUGAGACGGAUCCCCAUCAUCAGGAACCUGCACUCUCCGCAGCAGCUUGGCGGGACUCCUUGUACCUGACAAUCGCAGCAGUGGUUGGUCAAAGUCCAGGUACAAGCGCCACUCUUCCGUGGCUGGCUUACAGAGACAUGGCAGGUAAGUGGCUCAUCAGUCAGUGUUUGAGUUGGAACGAGGAGAAGAUGAGGCACCGCGAGAGAAAAACGUUGCCAACAAUGUCCCUCUUUUUUUUUCUUGCUAUUUACAAGUCCCAAAGCUAAAUAAAGUAAGCCAAGAUGGAUCAUGCA
Trichoderma harzianum CBS 226.95 is the source of this 769-nucleotide messenger RNA. RefSeq lists its product as hypothetical. NCBI's taxonomy places the organism in Eukaryota, Fungi, Ascomycota, Sordariomycetes, Hypocreales, Hypocreaceae. The coding region runs from base 344 to 742 and encodes 132 amino acids. The transcript has a single exon. The record is from RefSeq and is a predicted model, not a curated record.